This is a messenger RNA of Pteropus alecto (black flying fox), 2635 nucleotides long. It is a transcript of the gene TDRKH, whose product is annotated as tudor and KH domain containing. Gene Ontology annotation, molecular function: RNA binding. The coding region runs from base 22 to 1707 and encodes 561 amino acids. The transcript is spliced from 12 exons. The record is from RefSeq and is a predicted model, not a curated record. NCBI's taxonomy places the organism in Eukaryota, Metazoa, Chordata, Mammalia, Chiroptera, Pteropodidae. Gene Ontology annotation, biological process: spermatogenesis.
GAUGUAAGAGUACAGCAGAAAAUGUCCACUGAACGGACUUCUUGGACAACUCUGUCCACUGUUCAGAAAAUAGCGCUGGGCCUGGGGAUCCCAGCCAGCGCCGCAGUUGCCUACAUCCUGUACCGCAGGUACCGGGAGAGCAGAGAGGAGCGGCUGACGUUCGUUGGGGAGGACGAUGUCGAGAUGGAGAUGCGAGUGCCCCAGGAGGCCGUGAAGCUCAUCAUCGGCCGGCAGGGAGCCAAUAUCAAACAGCUGCGGAAACAGACAGGUGCUCGCAUCGAUGUGGACACAGAGGAUGUAGGCGAUGAGCGGGUGCUGCUUAUCAGUGGUUUUCCUGUUCAGGUGUGCAAGGCCAAAGCAGCAAUCCAUCAGAUCCUGACAGAGAAUACCCCAGUGUCUGAGCAGCUCUCAGUCCCCCAGAGAUCUGUGGGCAGAAUCAUAGGGCGAGGCGGCGAGACGAUUCGUUCCAUCUGCAAGGCCUCUGGAGCCAAAAUUACCUGUGACAAAGAGUCGGAGGGGACGCUACUACUAUCGAGACUUAUAAAAAUCUCAGGCACGCAGAAGGAAGUGGCAGCAGCCAAGCACUUGAUACUAGAGAAAGUUUCUGAGGAUGAAGAACUUCGCAAGAGGAUCGCUCAUUCUGCAGAAACCAGGGUCCCACGCAAGCAGCCGAUCAGUGUGAGACGAGAGGCCAUGGCCGAGCCGGGCGCAGCCGGAGAGCCAGCUUUAUGGCACAGCGCCGGUGCCAGGACACAGCAGGCUUCGCCGCCGGGGGCUCCUCCCCACAGAGGGGGUGGCGACGUAGCCAUCGUGGGGCCAGAAGAAGGUUCCUGGGAGACACCUAACAGUGACAGCGUUCAGAAGUCUGGAGCCCAGACCAGUCCAGAGACGUCCAUGUUUGAAAUCCCCAGUCCUGACUUCAGUUUCCAUGCCGAUGAGUUCCUGGAGGUCUACGUCUCUGCCUCGGAACAUCCCAACCACUUCUGGAUCCAGAUCAUCGGCUCCCGCAGCCUGCAGUUGGAUAAGCUUGUCAGUGAGAUGACCCAGCACUAUGAGAACAGUCUGCCCGAAGACCUGACCGUGCACGUAGGGGACAUUGUAGCAGCACCUUUACCUACGAAUGGCUCCUGGUAUCGAGCCCGGGUCCUCGGCACCUUAGAAAACGGGAACCUGGACCUCUACUUUGUUGACUUCGGAGAUAAUGGAGAUUGCCCACUGAGGGACCUCAGGGCACUCAGGAGUGACUUCCUCAGCCUUCCGUUUCAAGCAGUAGAGUGCAGCCUGGCGCGGAUCGGCCCCGCAGGCGAACAGUGGGAAGAGGAAGCUUUGGACGAGUUUGACAGACUCACUCACUGUGCCGACUGGAAGCCCCUGGUAGCCAAGAUCUCUAGCUACGUCCAGACUGGGAUCUCAACUUGGCCCAAGAUCUACCUGUAUGAUACUAGCAGCGGGAAGAAACUUGAUAUCGGGUUGGAAUUAGUUCGUAAAGGGUACGCAGUUGAGCUUCCCGAAGACAUGGAAGAAAACCGAGCUGUCUCAGACACGCUGCACGACGCGGCCACAGAAACAGACAUCUCUGCCAGCAGCGUGCUCACCGAGACCAGGAAGAGCCCUGAAGAGAGAGCGAACACCCUGUCCUGCCUCAGCUUAUCAGAAGCUGCCUCCAUGUCUGGCGAUGAUAACCUCGAAGAUGACUUCUUAAUCUGAAGUCGGCUUCCGCUGCCUUGGCCAUCCGCUUUGCUGUGCGAGUGCAGCUCUCAUCUGUCUGUAGCAGCAGGAACAGUAGUGAGGAUGGCAGCAGGGGCCCUGCUGCACCCUCGCGUCCCCACAGCCUAAGUACCACCUCUGCAGCUGCUUUCCUGUAGCUCACCUUGCUCUCAGAUCGAGCCCUUCCAAGCCUUUCGUGUCUUUGGCAGAAUUUGCACAGGAUUUGGUGCCUGGAGAGAGGAGCCUGUGCCAAAGAGAUCUAUGCAGUCCUUCCUUCAUUACACGCACGGUCCGGCCUGCUGUGGGCCAAGUGCGUUUUCUCCUUCCGUCGGACUACCAGAAAGUGCGGGGUGGCGGGAGACACGCGUGCCCCUGCUCCACCCCCUCCCACCCCAUCCCAGGGUUUGACUACUGCUUGUUAUGUCCGGGCUGCUCAGCAUCUGGCUUGUUCCCCUCUGCCAGUCCGAUGCCCCCGCCGCUGGGCUGUGCCCUUUGCAAGGCUGGGAAACAGCCAGGGGCUCGGUCUUCGGAAGUGACAGUCUGCGCGCUUCCGACGCAGCCCGUCAGGCGGCUCUGGCUAAGGGAGGGUUUGAGUGAUGCACUGCAGUUGAGUCAGGAGGCAAAGGCAGGACAGCGUAUUUAUGUUAAAACGCCCCAGGAGGUGGGAGAGCACUGCCUCCCAGCCUCAGCUGCCCACGUGGAGACGGGUUUUGCAAAGCGCUGCAGCUGUUCCCUUGUACCCUUGGGUGAAAUCCCAGUUGACAGAGGCGGCUCAGGAAGCACUCUAAACUGCUGAUGUAGUAUCUGUAGUACGUGUGUGCGCGCACACACACACACACACACCGAGAGAGAGCGAGAGCACAUGUAGUUGUUUAAAGCGUGUGGGAGAUUCUUUGCUGAAUAAAGUUCUCAAAAACUUAAAACUAAA